This is a messenger RNA of Betta splendens (Siamese fighting fish), 4649 nucleotides long. RefSeq names its product protein phosphatase 1, regulatory subunit 3Aa (gene ppp1r3aa). NCBI's taxonomy places the organism in Eukaryota, Metazoa, Chordata, Actinopteri, Anabantiformes, Osphronemidae. Gene Ontology annotation, cellular component: protein phosphatase type 1 complex. Gene Ontology annotation, biological process: regulation of glycogen biosynthetic process. The record is from RefSeq and is a predicted model, not a curated record. Gene Ontology annotation, molecular function: glycogen binding; protein phosphatase 1 binding. The coding region runs from base 237 to 4010 and encodes 1257 amino acids. The transcript has 7 exons.
GUGCGCGCAGAACGGCUGCUUUUAAACACGUCUUCAAACAGAAGCGGGAGGAAAAGCACCUGGGAGGUGAUGAUGAGCGGAAGAGAAAACAGUCGGCGCAGAGGUCACAGGUCACCACGGGCUCCCCUGCAGCAGUUUCACUGCAGCCAGGCCAGGGGCACUCUGGUGUGUGCCACCCUCCCAGCCAGACAGACGGCAGGAUAGACAGACGGCUGCCUCGCCGACCACCGCGCACGAUGGAGGCCCUGUGUUUGCAGCCCUUGGUGGAGGAUAAAGUGAUGAUGCAGGAGGACGAGCUGGGGAAACGGAGCGGGGAGGAGGAAGGAGGCGCGACGGAGGCCUCGUCUCCGGCUGAGUCCACCACAGAGGAGGAAACGGAAGAGGACUCGGAGCCCGAGCCGCCGGUGGUCGUGCGCAGGAAGGUGUCAUUCGCUGACGCCUUCGGCCUCAACCUGGUGUCAGUCAAGGAGUUUGACAAUGUUGAAGUUACGGAGGCAGAGGUCAGCCAGUCACCUAAGGGGGAGGCAACCCAUCCUUUACAAGAGUUUUACAUGAGUUGUCUGUUUACAGUCCCUUCAUCCCCAGAGGAGCUGGACCUGAGGUUACAGGCACAGAUGGUGGAGCUGGAAAGCAUUGAGCUUCUCCCAGGGACCACCACACUGCGCGGUAUCAUCAGGGUGGUCAACGUCUGCUACACCAAGUUUGUUUAUGUCCGUCUCAGUCUGGAUCAGUGGAACAGCUACUUUGAUCUCCUCGCGGAGUACGUGCCUGGAUCCAGUGACAUAAAAACAGACCGGUUUACCUUCAAGUACACACUGGUUCCUCCUUUCGGUAGGGAAGGCACUAGAGUGGAGUUCUGCCUGCGCUAUGAAACAUCAGGGGGCACUUUCUGGGCCAACAACAAGGAUAUGAACUAUGUCCUGUUCUGCCACCAGAGAGGACUAAUGAAGGAGCAAGGGCUUCAAGUGGGCGAGGAAAGUGCCAGCCACAAGAGGAGCUGUCUCAAAGCUAAGAGGAGGGGAAGUUUAAAGAACAAGAUCAUUACCGUUAACACAGCAACACAGCUAGCAGAAACCGACGCCGCAUUUAAAACGGCGGAGGGUGACAGGAGGACAGCUGACUACCCAGAGAUCCAGGCGUCACACUGUAAAGAACACAAACGUUUGGUGUGUAGCAGGAGAAACCAGGACAGAGCGACACGUGAGGCAUGUGUGAAGGACUACUUGUCCCAGAGGAGGCAACAAAUGCCACAGGCUUGCUCACCUGACUCAGCCAGUGGCCAGAAGGUCUCUCAGCCUGCGCUGGUUCCGUUAACCCAGUCUGACGGCUUUCUCUAUAAGUGUCAAAAGAAGCAUUCGAACGAGGUCCUCACCUACCACCAGAUUCCUCUCAUGACGCUAGACUGGAACAACGAUAAACAGCGGGAGUGGGAGAAUUGUGACAUGGACGACAUCUGGUUUAGGGGAGAAAAGCUGACCUUGGCAGGAGCAUUGCAGAGGGACAUAGAAGAUAGAGGUCCUGGUAAUAAUAUGUGGGAGAGCCUUCUUAACGGCACUGAUGAAAACGCCGAUAAAGGAUCCUCAGUGUGUGAGGUAUGGCAGGCAUUUCUUAAUGGGCCAGAUUGUAAGGACCAUUCUGGUGUUCCGGAGUCAGAAUGGCUGCAGACAGCGGCGUCUGUGUCUCCCUCAAACCACGAGAAGCCCCAGAACCGAUGCGUAUCAAGCAGUGAAGGGUUUCAAAAAUCCCAGGUAGGGACAGAUACACCCCCGACCUUACAUGCACGCGCCUUGGCUGCAUGUCAGCUGCUGUCUGCCAUUCGAGAAACUCAGCUGGCUGACGUGUCCUUGAGCGCUGAAGACCACCAGGCAGCGGAGGGAUGUGGCAGGAGCACGGGGGAUGACAACACAGUGUCACAAGAUGCAUCCCAAAGGUCACAGACAAAGACUGUUACAGACACUCCACAGGAAUUUAGCCUCAAGGGGGCAACACCUGUGUCCGAAGGUUCUGUUGACAGUUCAACUAAGUGUCACAAGCAUGCGAUUUGGGAGCGAGAAAGAGAAGAAAUAAUAGGAGAAGCAGGAGCAAUAGGAGAAGAUGAGCCCUUCACACUGCACAUAGCUGACUUAGUAACAAGCUCAGGGGAGUCGAAGACAACAGACAUGACAGCAAUGCCAGAGUCUCCGAAUGCCAGGGCUGUUGAUAGGAUCUCACAGGGAGCAAGGCUGCAUGAAGGUCUUUCUUCCAGCCGAGAAAAGGGUGUUACAGGUACUGCACACAAUGCAACGGGUGACACGCUGGCAUUUAAGGAGACAAUCAGACAGGGGACAAAGGAUGGGGAGGGGUUUGUCGCUUCCACAUCCAGGCGAGCAGCAGAGGAAAAGAUUGUGAUGAAUCGUAAGGAAAAUGGAGUAUCUGCAGAAGAGGAGAUAUUUAGGCCACUGAAAACGGAGGAGUGUGAAAUCUCCCAGAGCUAUGUAGAUGAAAAGGAAUGUGAGGAGUUUAGGAUGAGCCAAAAUGAGGGAAGUGAAAAUGAAAUGGGACCUCUGCAGCCACAUGGAGAUGGAGUCAAUCGGAAACAAUUAUGUGAGGAGAGUUGUGCGGUGAAACCUAAAACAGAGGAGCAUGUAUUAGUCUCAAAUCAGACAGAGGAAGAGAAGUGCCUGAGUGGGCUGCUACGAGAAACAAACCCAUCAUCACACACAGCGCACUCAAGUGACGAGAUGAAGGUCUCGCAAUGUGACCGUGAUAGAAUCAGACCUUUCUCAGCAGAUAAAGGCGUCCCGAACCCCGUGGAGGUGGUCAAAGCGAGAUGGACUCAUUCACAGAAGGAUGACGCUAGCGCAGUAACUCCAGAAGAAAUUACAGUGAAGGAGACCGUUGCCCAGAAAGACACUUUAACAGAAGCUCGACGCCAACGCGCGCCAUUAAGAAGAACAGAGGAAUAUAUGAGUCAGAGAGGCGAAGAUGAAAGGGUCAGUGUUGGAAAGUUGGAAAUAGACGCAAUGGCGGAGCUGAUGGGUAACGUGGACGGCCCUUGGGAGGAGAGGGAGAACACACUGGCUGAAUUGAAAGAACAAGAGUUGUCAGCAGAAGUUGAGACGCAUCAACCUGUUGAGAGUAAGAUAUUGUCUGAGGCAACAAAAGACCCCAUUACAGCAGAAAAUACUGUAGCACAUGAAGUGAUGGAGUCGGGACUAGAGGGGACGCUCAUAGAAAGAUUUGCAGAAGACUUGGUCAGGGGGAUUUGUGAAGAGGUUUUCAGUUGGAAAGAGCCAGACUGUAAUAGAGACACAAAUACUGUUGGUAAAACAGAGGGCGGCAUGGCGGGUACACCUGAUACUACACACGAUUGCCAUGUUCUCGGUGAGAAAGGCUUCAAUGGUGCUUUGGAUUCUACUGUAUUUUCAUUUUCAACAGGUCCAAAUGUGAGUCUCUGCCAAGUCCCAAAGCCGAACACAGCGACUAGAAGCAACAAACGCUCCCCAAGAGGAAAAAGCCAGUCACUGGCCACAGCAGAUCCAGCCCAUUCUCCCUCUGAAUUACAGACAGAUUUCAGUUCAAGUGCUCAUCUCAGUCAAGAUCUCAGCGCCACUUUAGCAGCCCAAAGUGGGCCGUCACUGACUGAAUCAGCCGCAGCUCUCAGCUCUGGAAGGAACCAGGAAGGCAGCUAUCGAAUAAAGAAACGAUCAGUCGCCCACCAAGAGGCUGGGGGACAAACAGAAGCCCAAAAGGAGAGAUUUAAUCAGUCAGCUCCCCCAUCCCACAAACAUCUGAGCAACUCCUCCGAGACACUAAAAGAGUCAGGGGGUCUUAUAUCCUGGACUAUAUUAUGCAGCCUCAGUCACAUUACCAGGCUCCUCGUCUGUGCCCUGUUAGUCGUUGGAUCCUUUGUCCUUGCUUUCCUCUACGAUCUGCCAGCGUUCUUUGCACUCUACAUAUUUUCACUGUGCUACUGGUGGUACAAAUGGAGGCGACGCCAGGCAGCAACAAACAAGGCGAUGACAGGGUAGGCUCAAAGAUGACAGGGAGGAUGUUAGAGUGUAGCAGCAUUAUAACAUCAACGCUCUACGUCAUUGUUAGGGAAACUGUGUUCUAUGAUUCAUACUUUUAUACAGUACAUUCAGAAAAAAAACAAAGGGUGUUUCAGUGUUUUGUUGAUAUAUAUGAAUGCCUCUUUAAUAAGUGACCUUAGUCUAGUGCUUUGCCAUUUGUUUUGACUUUCACACUUCUCUCACCUAAAGUGUAUGAUACUUUUCAUUAUUGUCACUGUCAAUAUUGUAUUCUUCAAUGUCCUGUUGGUGUUUUUGCUCCAUCAAAGUAGUUUAGUUAGGAUAUAAUCUAUCUUUUUAUUUUAUGAACAACUGCCUCCAAAUACGAACAAUGAAUACAAACUGUAACUAAGGCUAUUAACUUUCUGCAAAACAACAUAAACCACUGGGUCCAUUCACAGUCCAGAGGAACUGCAGUUUCAUGAUUUUGACUUCAAAGGUUGUUUUACAUAUAAUGAAGUCAUUUCAAAUAGUUUAAUAUGAGCAGCAUAUCAGGAUUUAAUUGACUUAAGUAUUCUUGUAGUAGCAGGCGUCCAUGGUGAUAAUCAAAUGAAUAAACUCUUGACUGCGCUGUGGGUCUUUAAAGAGAAUUUGAGCUUG